Porites lobata is the source of this 1173-nucleotide messenger RNA. The record is from the annotation of a GenBank genome assembly. Lineage: Eukaryota; Metazoa; Cnidaria; Anthozoa; Scleractinia; Poritidae.
AUGGCCAACAGUAAGAAGUUGCUCACUUAUGGUCAACUCAUCGUAAAAGACUUGGACAAAGCCUACUUUCUGCCUCAUAGCCGUUCUUCCUUUUGCAAAGACUCCAAGAUUUAUAACGACAAGAAGUACAUGCAUUUUGAUUACCCUCUGAAAGACAGUAAAGAGAAGGAUAUCUUGCGACCCAUCAGACAUCUAGCUACCAUUGGUAAUGCAAUCCCAACCCUGAUAGACGCCAAGCCUGAUAGCCUCCAAUCAAAUCACUGGAAACAGUGGCUGCCGGGUUUUCCAGCUGCAGAAGUGAAAUCUGUUGAAGAGGGUUUCGCUGACAGUAUCCCAGUUGUGACCACCGGACCGUUGCAGUCUCUUCCGGUUAAAAAGCACGCCAUUAAUCCGGAACUGCAUGAAGAGUUACUUUGCAAAAGCACGAUCCCGCGAAUUGGAGUGCCGACCCCUCGAAUCAUGAAUGAAGAAGAUGUUUCCUACCCCUGUAUGGUGAAAGUAGAUCAAUCCAGCGGUGGAUGCGGAAACUGGUUAGUUCAUGAUUCACAAGAGCUGAAAGAGGUGGUGACAACGAUUAGGAACAAGUGCAACUGGAAGGGAAAGUAUAUUUUGCAAGAAUUCAUACCUGGUGCUGAGACCAUGGGAUAUUAUUUCUACGUGUUCAAGUCGGGCGAUAUCCACUGGCUGGGUAGCUUGACCGGGGCUAUAUCAAAGAAUUUCAAAUGGGCUGCCGGAGUAGGUAACUGGAACAAGCAAGAUGAGUUAAGGAAACCAGUUUACGAAGAAUUUAUUUUGCCAAUCAAAAACUUUCUUCACAACUCCGGUUACUUUGGGAUAGUCAACAUCGAGAUUUUAGUAGACAAGGAGGGAAGACGUUAUCUGGUAGAUCUAAACUGCAGGCUCCCCGGAGUUUUAGCUCAGUUAUUUAUGGCGCCUUAUAUGGCAACGCUUGGCUACCCCAUGUCCCUAAUGACAACCAGCAAAGUUCUGACAUGCACAAGAAAGGAGCUAUUUGCAAUGGCAGAAGAAAUCAAUAAUCAAAGCAUUGGGAAAGUCAUCGUGCUGGCUGCAGAGGAUGUUGACGGAAAACUCAAAGCUGACCUUGCUGUGUUUGCUGAAACAAUGCCUGGCAUUCAAGUACUGAUUGACGCAUUGGAACAAAACAACCACUAG